AUGGAGUUCGUUGAUUUUAUAAAUCUCCAUCAUAUUUGUUCUUUAACUCUAUGCACUGGAGUCACGGCUCUUCAAGAUUUUUACGAGGCUCUUAACAGCCCUCCGCAGCUGAAGGGAUGGAGAUUGGAUGGUGGGGAUCCUUGUGGUGAAUCAUGGGUUGGAGUGUCAUGUUCUGGGUCAUCUGUAAUACACCUUAAACUUCAGGGGCUGAACCUCUCGGGGUAUCUUAGUGCACAGCUCUAUAAUAUGUUCAACCUGAAGACACUGGAUGUUAGUUCCAAUAACAUUGCGGGUGAAAUUCCAUAUGCCUUACCCCCAAAUGCCACUCAUAUGUAA
Prunus armeniaca (apricot) is the source of this 336-nucleotide messenger RNA. NCBI's taxonomy places the organism in Eukaryota, Viridiplantae, Streptophyta, Magnoliopsida, Rosales, Rosaceae. The record is from the annotation of a GenBank genome assembly.